Cylicocyclus nassatus is the source of this 1143-nucleotide messenger RNA. The record is from the annotation of a GenBank genome assembly. NCBI's taxonomy places the organism in Eukaryota, Metazoa, Nematoda, Chromadorea, Rhabditida, Strongylidae.
AAUCACAGGCUCUCAGCCGGCAGCCACAAAGCCACCGCGAAAACCCACCAAAAGCCAGGCAGCGGGGACUUCGUGCCAGGGCCUCCCAACUUUCCAUCGAAAUUUUCGUCUGAGCUGACUUCUAGAAAUUGCGAUCCCGUGUACGCGUGGCGACAAAUUGUUGAGGAGCCGCUGAUCGCGGUAGCAUUGGCAGGACUUAUAAUCAGCAUUGCGUUCUUCAACUUCGCUGGAAUAACCGUCACUAAAGUGCUUUCUGCAACUACCAGAACUGUGGUGGACAGCAUCCGAACUGUUGUCAUUUGGGCAGCCAGCAUACCAUUAUUCCAUGCGAAGUUCAUUCCAUAUCAGAUAAUCGGAUUUGUGCUGCUUAUUCUUGGUAUGUGCUUCUAUAAUGACAUAAUAUUUGGUCCAUGGUAUCGUACUAAAUUCUUACCGGACAUUAAUACCACCGAAGAACCUAGAGGGUGUACUCGAUGUUGCUUCGCUUUCUGGGGUGUGGAGAAAGAGGAAGAAGAUGAAGAGGAGCAAGAUCGAAAAUCCUCGAUAUCCACCAUAGAGGACCCACAAACGCAAAAAACUAUCCAAUCGACUCGCUCAGCACGUUCAGCUCGCUCAGUUCAUUCGCAUCAAAGCGCAGUGUCCAUCACCGACGAGGGCCUUCCUGACAGUCGACGCUAGGCGUGAACAUUGAACGCGGCGUGCAUUACGGAUCUCGCAUGCAAUUCUACGUCGCAGAAGUUUGAAAGCACACUAGAAAUUUGUUCCUGAAGUUUAAUAAUGCACCGUGCGUUAAUCAUCCACUGAUUCACAUCAUAUCCAUUCUUCAAGGAAAGAUUAUGUAUGAUGCUAUGUUCUUCUUACUUUGUGCUAUGUAAUUCGUAAUUCGGUUUUCUCCAUCGAUCUGUACGUGAACUGGCUUUUGAAUUGCACUUCCCUAUACGCAUUGACAAGCAAUGUUCUGUAAUCCUGCAUAUUAUUUCCAUUAUCCAGCCUAUCUGUUAUACUUCUCCAAUCUACUUGUAACUGUUUCUCUAAUCUCUUUCGCACCUUGGCAGUCUGCGUAUCGAUUGAGCUUGGUGUUUAUCCUUGUAAUACAUGUGGAUAUAAGCCGCCGGAGUUUUUUGCUGGUUCGGAGCGUGUAGU